AUUGCAGACGGAGUAGACACCAAAUCGCUACAUAUACAGUGGCUAAGAUCUAGACUGGGCCUUGUGCAACAAGAACCGAUUCUGUUUGACUGCAGUAUUGCAGAGAAUAUCCAAUAUGGAGAUAACAGCAGAAUUGUUAGCCAGGAAGAAAUUGAAGAAGCAGCUAAAGCAGCCAAUAUUCACGAUUUUAUAGAAAAUCUCCCAGAGAAAUACAAUACUCGAGUGGGUGAUAAAGGAGCACAGCUUUCAGGAGGGCAGAAGCAAAGAAUCGCUAUUGCUCGUGCUCUUGUGCGAAAACCUGCAGUUCUGCUUCUAGAUGAGGCCACAUCAGCUCUGGAUACAGAAAGUGAAAAGAUUGUCCAGAAAGCAUUAGAUGAUGCUCGAAAAGGCCGAACCUGCAUUGUUAUUGCUCACCGACUGUCAACAAUCCAGAAUUCUGACGUCAUAGCAGUCAUCCAGAAUGGCAGAGUAGUAGAACAAGGAACUCACAGCCAGCUGCUGGCAUUGGAGGGAUUUUAUUAUGCGCUUGUCAAUGCCCAAGUACCCCAGUAGUUGUAUUGAUAGAGCCAGAAACAAAAGUUUUUGAGAAGUUAGACCAAAAUGCAAUAUUACAAACCACUAUUCAGCAAGUCCAAGGCAGGUUUGGGUUUUCAAAGAGCAAUCCACUGUGCCACAUUGAAACUGAAGCACCAAUAAUAUGGUGGAAGUGGGUCUCUUGUGCACGAAUUACACUUUUCAUUCAUUUUAAUUUUUUUUUUUGCACAACCCAUUGAGCACACUAAAAAGAAUUCACUGAAUCAAUAUGAAGAUUGCUGUUCCAUGUUCCAUUAUCAAGGAAUUCUCAGGUGCAUGCAUAAUAUUUUGGCUAUUUGCAUGAAGAUACUUAUUUAUAUGUUGCUGUGUUGCACAUGUGUUUUUUAUUAUAAUGCUGAUGGUAACUUAUGUAAGAGUAAUAGAAAUGUUGAAAAAACUAGUAACUCCAUAAUGAAACUCAGUGGGGUGGUAAAGUAGUUCUGAAAGUAAUCAGCCCGGUCCUACUGAAAAUAUCUUCUAAAUAUAGACUUCCAAAAUAAUUCAUUUAGAAAAUCAAAGUCCAAAAGUCCAGGAAGCAGAGAGCAAGUGAUAGCCAAGGUGCCGGUGGAACAUACAUCUCCUCAAAAUGU
Python bivittatus (Burmese python) is the source of this 1163-nucleotide messenger RNA. NCBI's taxonomy places the organism in Eukaryota, Metazoa, Chordata, Lepidosauria, Squamata, Pythonidae. The record is from RefSeq and is a predicted model, not a curated record.